AUGGCUCAUCAAACCACAUGGACAUACCCCACUCUGGUCAUCGUGUCAUACAUCCUGUCUUGCUCAUUUACAUGUUGUGCAAUAUAUCAUCUCACCCUCUGGACCCAUCUGUCUAUGUCAGCCAACACACCCAUACCAUCUAGAAGGUCCCUCUCGCAGUACCUUCCAGUGAGCAGUUCUUAUUACAGCAAGUCUGGACACCCACACAAGCCAAAUUCCCCAAGAUCCAUAUGUCCUCAGCGUCAAAAUAUGAAUUGCCCGCCUGUUCGGCAAGUCCAGUACAGUCACUUCGACUUUCCUAGGAAGAUGGAUUCACGUCAGUGUUCCACAGGUCCCUUCCUAUCGGUAACCAUUUCCACACCGAAGUCAGCUAUAAACGUUUACAUAACCUUUGGUACACAAUCACCUUCUAACAAUAAAUUUAACAGACAGUCAAGCUACCUGACCACUCUAACGCCCCACAUUCGUCCACGUGCAAAGUCCGAUGGCCACUCUACUCAGCGCCCCCGCCCCUGUACUCUGCUAUCAGCUCUGGAAGAUAAGACGGCUGCUGACCCUUCCGACUCGGUAACGUUACAGCCACCUCUACCUGCGCAACAACCGAAACACCGUGUUCGCGCCCGCACUCCACCGUCAGACUCGGAGUCUGAAGUAAUCACGGGCCACGUGCUCGCAUCUGGAAGAUUCAAGUGCUCUGAUCCCAAGUGCGACAACUUACGCUUUGGCCGGCAGGCCGACUUCAGACGCCACCACAUCAACGUCCACGCGUUGAAGAAGAAAGAGUAUUUCUGCACGGUAGAAGGCUGUGACCGUUCGAGAAGACCGUCGAGAAAGAGCAAAGGUCGCAGCUUUGGCGCACGCAAAGAUAAGAUGAAGGAACACGUGCAGACUGUGCAUUUCAAAGAGAGCAAGAAGAGGAAGAGAUCAUCCGGGACCGCAGCGGAUGACCAAGACGAAUCUGACGAAGAUAGCGGACCAGAAAGCAAAACAUCCCUAUGA
Ascochyta rabiei is the source of this 999-nucleotide messenger RNA. RefSeq lists its product as uncharacterized. The record is from RefSeq and is a predicted model, not a curated record. The transcript is spliced from 2 exons. Bases 1 to 999 code for a protein of 332 amino acids. Lineage: Eukaryota; Fungi; Ascomycota; Dothideomycetes; Pleosporales; Didymellaceae.